GGUGGACGCGAUCUCGCUGGUGGUGGCGAUUUCGUUCGAAUAAGCGAUCGUCCCGAACGCGUCCCAUUUCCGGUCGUUUGCCGUUCGGAAACGUGACGUAUUUGCGAAGAAGUGCAUCGAUCAUGAAUUGGUGCGACGUGCGAGCUUACGCGGAUUCGGUCGACAAUUGGUUCGUACGUCGAGGAAUGUUCGCAUCGGACGCCAAAGCAUGAGGAACGACGCAUUGACGUAAUGAUGCAGAGAGCAGUGCUGCUGCUCUGUUGGCUGCCGCUUCUCAACCACUGCCACGCCGUAAAUCCAGGUUGUUCUUGUGUUGUAUACAGCAGCUCGGACAGACCUCAAGGUGGCACUUUUACAUCUCCUGAUUUUCCAAAACGAUAUCCACCGAAUAUCGAUUGCCUUCUGUACACAUUCAUUGGUCAUCCAGAUGAAAUUGUUGUUUUGACGUUUCAUCAAUUCAACAUUCGUCGUAUUUGGCCCGACUGUACAAGAGGAGAUUUCUUGAAGCUAUUUUUACACCUGGAGAGUAAGGGCAUUUCUGAAUACACCCCUUGGUCUGGUGUGCUUUGCGGAGAAUUGCGUGACAUCCCGCAAGUUCUUUACAGCUCGAGAUCAACACUCAUUCUGGAGUUUCACACACAGUUCCCAUCAUCUAAUGCUACUGGCUUUUCCGGCACUUUUCGUUUCAUCGAUAGACGUUUAUUCGAGAUGGACGGUCUGCUGGUGCCUGGCACGAUGUGCGACUACGAGUUUGUCAGUUCGCAAUCGACGCCUCAAUAUGGACGAUUUUAUUCGCCGCGCUACCCGUCCUCCUAUCCGAAGAACAUCCGGUGCUCCUACCUCUUCCGGGCAAGGCUGAAGGAGAGAAUCCGUUUAGUCUUUGAAGAGAUUUCUCUGCAGAAAGGAGAUCUGAGUUGUCUGAAUAGAGCGGAUUUAAUCAAGGUACACGACGGAACGGAUUCAGGGGCGCCUACAAUAGCUGUGCUCUGCAACCAGGGAACGGAAGUGGAGGUACUCAGCACAGGACCAGGUCUCUAUGUUGAGUUCGUCGCUAAUUCCGAAUGGCCGGGCCAGGGUUUCAAGGCGAUGUUCCAAUUCCAGCCAUUGGACGAUGCGCUGCAUCCUGAGCCGGACAAGGUCCCAGGAGCCGUUACGGGGAACCCCAAGUACUCAGUCAUCGGACCAGCUGUCAGCGCUACUACGUCUCUCUGCGACAUAGUUUACAACAGCGAUACAACAAAAACAGGCAUAGUUAUGUCACCUGGAUACCCGAAUCCAUAUCCAUCCAGGACACAUUGUACAUACGACUUUCAAGGAAGAGGAAAGGAACGGGUGCAGGUGAUAUUCCAGGACUUGAAUCUGUUUCAUUCUCAGAGCAAUCCAAAUGAUUGCGAAGGGGUCGAUUCAUUGGUGGCAUUCGUGAAUAUAGAUGGGAAGAAGGACAAAAUAGAUUCAUUCUGCGGAGAUAUACCACCGCGGCCUAUCAUGAGCAACGGUCCGCGGCUUUCCUUGGAGUUUCAGGGACUAACGUCAUCUCGCCAUUCGAGAGGCUUCAAAGCGACAUACACUUUCAUGGAAAACUUUGGUAUAACGACAGGUCGGCAGGAGGGGCAGUAUCCGUGUGCCUUUGUUUUCAACAGCAACGAGACUCGAAACGGUACAUUCACGUCGCCAAAUUACCCUGGACUGUAUCCUCGUGCCACGGAAUGCUACUACUUCUUCAAUGGUCAAUCUAACGAACGGGUUCACCUUCAUUUUCACUUCUUCGACGUUGAGGGAGUGCUACCGUGCGAAGCUAUAUCAGCGAGUGAUUAUGUUGAAUUCUCAAACUAUAUGACCAGAGAUCGCAAGUAUCCGAGGCACUGUGGUCAGCUGAAAGAAUUCGACGUUUACAGCGAGAGGAAGUUCUUCCGCGUUACGUUCAAGAGUAACGAUCGUCUCGACGCCACGGGCUUUAAUGCCAGUUACGUGUUCCUGGACGAGGAAGAAAAUUAUACGAUGAAGAUACCUGCAAGCAACGGAUCGGCACGGCACGGUAUCACGCUUUCGGCCCCGCUGUUGCUGUUACUGCUGUUGUUCACGAGUUGUCUCUUCGUUGGCGGCGGAAGCUCGCAUUAAGAAAAGGCAGUCACAGCGACCACGCGGACGAGUCCUGGCUCAAUUUACAACGAACCGCAACUUUAAGAUCGAGAGCCAUCCAGAGUCGCCAAUAGCUCAACUCACCGAAGAAAGUGACGACCUCGUUGACAAAUUUGUCGGGAGGGAGUGUGUUACUCAAGUCUAUUAUCCGACCGGGACAUGAAGUCUUAAAUUUGUCUACGCAUCCUUUCUCAUUCUAUCUCAUUCGUUCGCGUCACGUCGACUAUUUCGAGGAGAAAGCAUCAGCGGUGAAAUACUUUUACGUUUAAACAGCGUGCAAGAGAAACGACCGUACGGACGAUGUCAUUCAUCAGGAACUCGUCGCCCGUACCGUAAACAGGAGAAGUGGGAUUAAUUGGCUGCGUGGCUAAAUUGCCAGUAGUAGCCCUCAUGGGUAAGUUACAGUCGACAACUAAUUCUUCCAAGAAGAAUUUUUACUUUCGGAGAAGUAUAAAUAAAUUUUUGUGGGGCUGGCUCGCUGCGCAAAGACAUUACAAUUCAUUAACAUUAUUCCGAUUUAAGUAAAUGCGUCUCAAGUGCAUGUAAUCUCUGUUUAUCGUUAUAAUUUAAUUUUAAUCAUAGUUUGAAAGUUUAAUGUAGCUAGCAGCUACGAAGCUACGACUUUGAUUCUCAAUGUUUCUUUCAAUACUGAGGAAAUUAGAAAUUGAGCGCAUACUUUCUUAAGCCAGAUUUAAGCCGAAUGAACGUACAUGAACGAAUGUGCGCCAACAAUCAACGUGAUAUUGUUUACAUUUAGCGAAGCAAGUGCAUCUCAAUCGAGUUUGUUCACGCUUGCGUACUAUAUUUAAAUCUGGUUUUAGAGGAAGUUUUCAUUUACUAUACUAUCAUUUAAACUUGAUUUUACUUACUUCAAUAGUUUUUCUCCUCUUGCGAGAAACGAAUUUUUUAAGUCAUUGUAAUUGUCUGUUCGUAUAUCACUCGAAAGUCAUACAUACCAUAGGAAAAAUUCGCCUUCAUAAAUACGAACGGACUUUUACUAUACAUCCUCUAUACGACUGUGAUGUUCCCAUUCUUUUUUAAUUCAUUAGAAACAAAAAUAAGUCUGAUUAUUCGCGAUGGUGAACAUUCGUAAUCGAUAAUUAGGUUCUGAAGAUAUUAUUAAUCGCCGAUCGCAUCAUGAAAACUUAGAAAGCGUAUAAUUAAGUAUAUUUAUCAUCAAAAAUCCUGUUUCAAUGAGUGAGCGUUAAAUUAACAGGAAAAUUAGGUACGUAAUAAUACGAAAUUUUGGAUCGAUUUCGAAUCCAAUGAGAAUACAUAAUCGCGACACGUUUAAUAGAAUAUAUGAGAGCGAUUAACGAUUGCAAUUCUUAAAAAUGCGCGUUCGAUUGAGCGAUUUCGGCGAUGAAUGUUUUAAUAAUGAGCAAUACGUGAUCGACUGAAUUUACGGGCUGGUGAGAAUUAAAGAGGGAUAUUUUGGAAACAUUUUUUGAGCUUGUGGACUGCAUCAAUAUUACACAAUUUAAUAUCACGGAUGUAUUGAUAAUCAUUAAUUUCUUCCAAUCUAUAUUUCAUGAUGCAAAAAAUCGAUCGCAUUCAG
Molecule: messenger RNA, 3697 nt
Organism: Acromyrmex echinatior (Panamanian leafcutter ant)
Lineage: Eukaryota; Metazoa; Arthropoda; Insecta; Hymenoptera; Formicidae
Gene: Sol1
Product: CUB domain-containing protein Sol1
Cellular component (GO): plasma membrane
Source: RefSeq, a predicted model, not a curated record